UUUCACGUUUUGGUCCUAAAAAGCUGCUCAAAUCACCCCGACAACAUUUCUCCUGUUCUUUGUGUACAUACACACAGCACCUAUACAUACAGAGUAAAUUAAGCGCAGAACUCAGAAGUGGCGGCGCAAGUCGAUAGCAAUGGCAGUUGAAACAGAGGCCACCACAGCCUCUGAACUGGCUCUCGCCGACACAGACAUCAACUGGGACAGGUUGGACAAGACGAGGUUUCAUAUAAUAGGAGCUGUUCUCUUCAGCGCACAACAAGCAUUGCUGCAUCCAACACAUGUUGUAAAAACGAGAAUGCAAGUUGCUAGUCCCAAUUCAAUUCAUAAAAGUGGGAUGGCAGUAUUCAAACAUAUACUGAAAACGGAUGGAAUUCGUGGAAUCUUCAGAGGAUAUGGCACUUCUGCUGUAGGUGCAUUGCCUGGCAGAGUGAUCGCUUUAACUUCACUUGAAGUGUCCAAAGAUAUGAUGCUGAAAUACACUGAAGCUCUCAAUAUGUCUGAAGCAACGCGAAUAGGCCUUUCCAAUGGGUUCGGGGGCAUGCUAUCGAAUUUAAUUUCGUGCGUAUACUUUGUGCCUCUAGAUGUGGUCUCUCAGAGACUAAUAGUUCAAGGACUUGGAGGGACUACAUCCUGCAAUGGUCCAGUUGAUGUCGUACGUAAGGUUAUGAAGGCUGAAGGAUUUCGAGGUAUGUAUAGGGGCUUUGGAUUAACAGCCCUGACACAGUCUCCAGCAUCUGCACUUUGGUGGGGCUCAUACGGUGCUGCCCAGCACAUCAUUUGGAGGAGCUUGGGUUAUAGAGAUGAUCUUGAGGAAAAACCUUCUCACAUGGAGAUGGUGACGGUUCAGGCUACAGCAGGAAUGGUAGCUGGGGCUUGUUCAUCAGUGAUCACUACUCCUAUAGACACCAUAAAGACAAGACUUCAGGUUAUUGACAAUUUCUGUGUUGGAAGACCAUCUGUCAUGAAAACCAUAAACACACUUCUCCAGGAAGAUGGGUGGUGGGGAUUCUAUAGGGGGUUUGGACCUCGAUUCCUGAACAUGUCACUCUACGGAACUACCAUGAUUGUAACAUACGAACUAAUAAAGAGAUUAUCGGUGAAGCAAAGAUGAUUUCAGUGAAAGGAGCAGAACACUUUCUCUAUGUUGUGCACAUGAGGAAUCUUGACCAUGUAUAUAAUUUUUUGGUUAGUGUUUUUGGGAGCUUUUAGUGACUACAGAGUAAAGAAUCCAAUUAGAUAUCAUGUUGUUAGAGCGGCAUGGUGCUAGAGUUGGCGGAAAUACAUUAGUGGCUUUCUUUUAUAGUUUCUUUGUGAAGUAUAUAAUUAACUUAAAUUUUUAAUAGGUAUCAAGUACAAGUCGCAGUAGAACUCAAGUAAUAUUUGUUUUGUUUACUACUUUAGUCGGGAUUAUAAUCAUUAAUUUCAUUUGUUGCUUACCAGUACAUAA
Messenger RNA from Daucus carota subsp. sativus, 1453 nucleotides. RefSeq lists its product as uncharacterized. Bases 140 to 1117 code for a protein of 325 amino acids. The transcript is spliced from 6 exons. NCBI's taxonomy places the organism in Eukaryota, Viridiplantae, Streptophyta, Magnoliopsida, Apiales, Apiaceae. Gene Ontology annotation, biological process: transmembrane transport. The record is from RefSeq and is a predicted model, not a curated record.